This is a messenger RNA of Phoenix dactylifera (date palm), 1149 nucleotides long. The record is from RefSeq and is a predicted model, not a curated record. Lineage: Eukaryota; Viridiplantae; Streptophyta; Magnoliopsida; Arecales; Arecaceae.
AUGGUAGCUUAUCGUUUCUUCCCCAACUCCACGCCAGAAUCCUCAAAUCCCCCCAGCACUCCAAGCACCCCUUCCUCCUUACCCGCCUCGCCCACGCCUACCUCCUCUCCAAACCACCUGCCUCCCGCCGAGCGAAUCCUCGCCAAGGCCUUUUCCGAGACCUCCCCGCCGCCUCUCUUCCUCUGGAACGAGACCAUCAAGGCCCACUCCCGGAACGGCUGCUUCCGAGAAUCCAUCGACGUCUACCGGCGGAUGCUCGCCCGCGGGCUCCGCCCCAACGCCUUCACCUUCACCUUCGUCCUCCCCGCCUGCGCGGGCGUGCGCUCGGCUCCCGACGGCCGGAGGGUCCACGAGGACGCCGUCAGGUUCGGGUGCGACUCCAACCUCUUUGUGGCCACGGCUCUUGUUGACAUGUAUAUAUCGAAUGGGAAAUGUGAGGAAGCCAUGUCCAUAUUUGACCAAAUGCAGAGAUUGGGGGUCCAGUAUGAUGCAAUGACAAUGGUGAGCAUCGUGCAGGCCUGCGCUUCUCUUGGAGCCCUGCAGAAAGGAAGAUGGGUUCACGAACAGGUAAUAAGUGCCCACAUGGAGAUAAAUGUUCACUUGGGUGCAGCACUCAUAAAUAUGUAUGCUCGAUGUGGGAGCAUUGAAGAAUCACGAAGAGUCUUCAAUGAGAUGCCAAGAAGAGAUCUUAUCAGAUUUAGUCAUAAAGGGAUGGUUCAUAAGGGUCAGAUAUAUUUUAAGAAAAUGACUGAAGAGUACUGUAUUAAGCCUACUUUGGAGCAUUGUAGUUGCAUGGUUGAUUUGCUUGGUAGGGCUGGAAGACUAGUUGAGGCAGAGGAGUUCAUUAGGAAAAUGCAUCUGGAGCCUGAUCCUGGAGUAUGGGUGGACUGUUGGUAUGUCUUGAUGUCUAACAUCUACGCAACUGUGAGACGUUGGGACGGGGUUGCAAAGAUGAGACUGCUAAUGAAAGAGAGGAAGGUUUCAAAGUCUCCUGGCUGGAGUUCGAUCGAGAUUGGAGGGCAGAGACACAGCUUCCUUUCAUUUGAUCGGUCCCACCCGAGGUCUGACGAGAUCUACAUGCUUAUAAAGAACCUGGAGGAGAGGAUGCAAUCGGAGGAUACAUUGCAGAAACAAAAUGUGUGCUGGUGA